This is a messenger RNA of Exophiala bonariae, 1185 nucleotides long. RefSeq lists its product as uncharacterized. The transcript has 5 exons. The record is from RefSeq and is a predicted model, not a curated record. Bases 1 to 1185 code for a protein of 394 amino acids. Gene Ontology annotation, molecular function: O-methyltransferase activity. NCBI's taxonomy places the organism in Eukaryota, Fungi, Ascomycota, Eurotiomycetes, Chaetothyriales, Herpotrichiellaceae.
AUGGAAGCAAUACUGAGUCAAUUGCAAGAUUUUGCGGGCAAGGCUGACGAGGCUGGGCGUGUUCGGCUGGUUCAGAGUCUCCAGGGUCUGCAGAUCCAAUGGGAAUCUCCUCAAGACACAUUUUUGAGAUUGUACAAUUCACAAUUGGAGCUCGCUAUCAUCUAUGUCGGAGCAGAAUUGGGAUUAUUCGCCGAGCUCGCAAAGGAGAACACAAAACCUCUGACGGUAACUCAAUUGGUAGAACGUUCGGGAGGAUCUCCUGCACUUCUUGGUAGCCGAUCAACCAUUGACCUUUAUUUGGGCUACAUGACAAACCCCAGACCAAAUGAAUACCAAGCAAACAAAUUGACCCAUGUUUGUGCACACCCUGUUAUAAAGCCUGGCAUGGUCCAUGCCUUCGACAUUCUGGGCCCUGCCAUCCAGGCAUCUCCAUCUUUUCUUGCAGAAUCAAAAUACCAGGACAUCACAGACGGCCGGAACACCCCAUUCCAAAAAGCUUUCAAGACUGACCUCGGAGCAUUCGAGUAUAUCUCGAAGCAGCCAAAGAUGUUCACCUGUAUGCAGCAGGUGAUGACCAUGAUGCAAGGAAGUGAGUGGCUUGUGGACUUCAAGAUCCUUGACGAUGCGGCUGCCGCCGUUGGAAAUCAGCUCAGCCCACAAGAUUUCGAAAGACCUUUCUUCGUGGACGUAGGAGGUGGCCAUGGUCAUCAACUGGUGCAGCUGAGAGACAAACAUCCUCAACUCAAGGGGAGGCUUAUUCUGGAAGACUUGGCUGAAUCUGUCAAGCAACUUCCAGAGAUCGAAGGCGUGAAAACAGUGGUACAAGAUUUUUUCGACAAACAGAACAUCGAAGGUGCUCAAUUCUACUAUAUCCGACAUUGUCUGCAUGAUUGGCCAGAUGCAGACUGCAUCAAGAUCCUGCAAAAUCUCGCAGCCUCCCUUCGCGAUGAUUCACACAUCUUGAUCGAUGAGAUCGUCCUUCCAGAUGUGAACGCACAUUGGCAUGCGACAAUGAGAGACGUGACCAUGAAUCUGACAUUUGGCGGCAAAGAGCGAACGAGGAGUCAAUGGGAAUCGCUGAUUGAGCAGGCUGGCCUGCACCUGCUUCAUUUCCAUGAUUAUAGUACCACUCAAGCUGAAUCAGUGAUAGUCGUAACACUUCCGAGAAAGAAGCUCGAUGAAUAG